Molecule: messenger RNA, 522 nt
Organism: Solenopsis invicta (red fire ant)
Lineage: Eukaryota; Metazoa; Arthropoda; Insecta; Hymenoptera; Formicidae
Gene: RpS30
Exons: 5
Coding region: 59-457 (132 amino acids)
Biological process (GO): translation
Cellular component (GO): cytosolic small ribosomal subunit; ribosome
Molecular function (GO): structural constituent of ribosome
Source: RefSeq, marked provisional
GCUUCAUUCCAAGUAUCGGGCUUUUGAUACAUUAGAAAGUAUUGAAUAGACAAGCAUCAUGCAGCUGCAAAUUCGUGGAGAACUGCAAACAACUGUUGUUGAAUGUGAAGAGAAUGAGAAACUAAAACACAUAAAGGAAAGAAUUGCUGGUCUCGAAAAUAUUGAAGAUGAGUUUCAUCUUUAUUGCAAUGGAAGUCUGUUAACAGAUGAUAUUUGUGUAAAUGAACUUGAAUCAGAGGUACUUGAGUUGACUGUACCUUUACGGGGAGGUAAGGUUCACGGUUCUUUGGCGCGUGCUGGCAAAGUAAAGGCUCAGACACCUAAGGUUGAAAAGCAAGAAAAGAGCAAAAAGAAAACUGGCCGUGCUAAACGACGUAUUCAAUAUAAUCGUAGGUUUGUCAACGUUGUCCAAACCUUUGGCCGUCGGCGUGGACCUAAUGCCAACACAAAUUCAUAAAAAAAAGUGUUAUAUAUAAUUUGUUACAAUAAAUCCAGCUACAAUGCCAUAAUUGAAACAUAAAA